Molecule: messenger RNA, 1086 nt
Organism: Sporothrix schenckii 1099-18
Lineage: Eukaryota; Fungi; Ascomycota; Sordariomycetes; Ophiostomatales; Ophiostomataceae
Exons: 3
Coding region: 1-1086 (361 amino acids)
Source: RefSeq, a predicted model, not a curated record
AUGGGCGACAGAGGAGGAGAUACUGAGGCUGAGCUGGUCAGAGAAAAGCGGGCUUCUGGGGACGUCGGGCUGCUGUUUUCGUCCACACACGGCUGUGGCGAAGCCCAAAAGCUGAUAGGCAAGGGGGAGAAGCAACAACAGAAGCAAGACGCAACGGGACGGGUGGGGAAAGAAACCGAAGGAGAGGGCAAAGCGAAGAAGACGAGCACGACGCAAACGCGGCGAGGAUCAAGAAUGAAUAGAGAUGGUGGAGGGUUAUUUUUAGGCGGGGAUUUUGGUAGGGUUGCUGGUGACACGGGGGUCGAGGAAAGUCGAACCUUAAUUUUGGGGGACCACCAGACGGCGUCGUCGCACGAGGACGAGACAGCUCCGGAACGAGACAGCCUUGGAAAGUCCUACGAGCGAUGGGAUUGGAUGCGAGGUAGGUUGGACAGCGCGUCGGUAGGGAGAGAAAGACGAGGGCACACUGUCACUCGUCGGCGCCGAGAUACGUAUCGACGCGGUCGCAUACGACGUGUACAGAAUGGCGAGCGUACGUUGCGGUUUCGACGGAACGACAAAAAGGGACGUGACGGGUUCGUCGUUCGGGGUUGGAGAAGGCCAGCGGGCCAAAAACAAAGCCCCUUUAGCUCGGCAGAAAGUAGCGGCGUGGCUCGUUUUCGCGGUAGCCGGGCGUUAGUCGAGUCCCUUAUUGUUGGCAGUUGGGUUGGCGUGGUGAAUCGUUGGCGCGAAGAGACGUUGGAAUGGGCGGUGCGGACGACCGUUGAAAAUAGUAGGAAACGCAACGAAACCGACAAAAAACGUCGAUGCAGCGACAAACGACGUCGUGGGCCUGCAAUCCGUCUACAGGGCAUGGGCAGGGCAAGAGCGAGCGGGAAAGAAGGGGGGAAGGAGGGGAGACAAGAGAGGAAACAGAGAAAGGGAAGGCGCGAGGCACCCCCAGUGGAGCAAGCCACAGGACUCCAGCAGAAACGACACAAGACGCCCCAGGGGAAGAGACAACGCGAGAUGAAGGGCGGAGAACAGGGGCCAGGGGACCAGGACAAGCGCGAGCACCCAAAAGCGCACUGUAGCAGGCUGGCAUAA